This is a messenger RNA of Plasmodium adleri (nom. inval.), 14682 nucleotides long. Its product is annotated as conserved Plasmodium protein, unknown function. Gene Ontology annotation, molecular function: sequence-specific DNA binding; DNA-binding transcription factor activity. Gene Ontology annotation, cellular component: endoplasmic reticulum membrane; nucleus. Gene Ontology annotation, biological process: positive regulation of DNA-templated transcription; protein autoprocessing. The coding region runs from base 1 to 14682 and encodes 4893 amino acids. NCBI's taxonomy places the organism in Eukaryota, Apicomplexa, Aconoidasida, Haemosporida, Plasmodiidae. The record is from RefSeq and is a predicted model, not a curated record. The transcript has 10 exons.
AUGAAUGACAAUCCAGAGAAUAAUUUCAGCAUUCUAGAUGUGAGUCCUCGAUAUAUCGAAUUUUUUUAUGAAUGUCUAGAAGAUGUAGAUGAUUUUUCAGAGAAGAAAAAAGAAAAUAUAAUAGAAAAGAAGAGUUUAAAAAUAAAAAAUAUAUGUACUAAAAUUCAAAAUAUAGAAAUAUUUGAAACUGAAUAUAAGUAUUUAAAAAUAAAAGGAAGUAAAAAAAAAAAGUUGGCUCCUGGGACCUGUGAAAAUAUAUGUAUAGAAUUUUCAUUAUAUAAUAAUAUGGAUAUAAAAAAAUAUAAAAAUGAUAAAAAAAAAGAAGAUGUAUUAAACAUAAUAAAUAAUAUUGAACGUACUAUAUUUCUUAAAAUAAAAACUGAGUAUACAUCUUUAUCUAUACCUAUAUAUAUAAAAAAAAAAGUAGCCAUAUUUUUUUAUGAUAAUAUUAUUAAUUUUGGAUUAUGUAAACAAAAUAUGACAUAUCAUUAUUCUAUGAAGGUAAAAAAUGUAGGACAAAAAAAAGGAACACUUACAAUAUGUAAUGAUAUAUAUGAAGGUAUGAAAGGGAAGAGGAAUCAUAUAUUUUUUCAGGAUGAUAAAGUAAAAAUAAAACAAAAUGAAUCCUGUAUGAUAAAUAAUAAUAAAGAUAAUGACAAUAUUAAAAAUUAUCAUAAUGUUCCUAAUAAGAAGGAAAAAAAUGAUUACACUCUUAUUAGCUUUGAUAAAACUUCUAUCACUUUAGACAUGAAAGAAAGUGAUAUUAUAAAUAUUGAAAUAAAAAAUUUAAAAGAAGAAAAAGUAUAUCGUGAAUAUAAUAUAUUAACAUUAGAAAAUAGUUACUUUGUUAAUAAGCCACGAAAUAUUAUUAUUAUAGCUGUUUUUAUAAAUAGUUGUACUUCUUUUUAUUAUGAAAAUAUAAAAACAAAAGAAAUAAAUAUUAAUUAUAUAUAUUAUGGAAAUAAAAAAAAAAUACAAGGACAAAUAAAAAAUGAAAAUAAUUAUAAUAUAUCUUAUCAAUAUAAAAUCAAAAAAGUGCAUGCUUUCUAUACAUUGGAAAAUUUUAAAAAGUAUCUACAUUUAAAUAAUUUGUCUGCUGCAUCUUUGGAACAGGAUUUAUGUGAGGUGGAAAAUCUUUUAGGACAGGAAGAAAAAGAAGAUAAAGAAAAAAUGAUGUCCAUGACAAAAAAACUGAUGCAUAUAGAAAAUAACAUUGAAGUGAAAAUGAAUAAUGAUAAUGUUUGUAAUGUAAAUAAGUUAAAUUAUGAAUCUGUUUUUUUCGAAAUAUCUUCAAAGCCUGAUCUUUUGUUCUUAGAAAAAAUAAAUAAAAAUAAAUCAUACCUUUUAAACAUUCCAAUUAUAAUAGAUAUCACAUUAUUUGUUGAUAAAAAAAAUGAUGAUGAUGAAAAAAACAAGACGAAUAAGAUAAAAACAGUAGAGGGUGUAAGUGUCAUGCAUGAUGAUAAUAAUAUAAAAAUAAUAAAUAAAAAAAAUAAAAUAAAUAAUAAUACUAAAAAUAAUCAAGAUAAUAAUAAUAAUGAUAAUAAUAAUGAUAUUAUUAAUGAUGAUAUUAUUAAUGAUAAUAUUUGUUGUACAAACUUUUUAGAAGUUCAUAAGAGAGACGAAAAAGAUAGAAACUCAUCUAUUCCUCAUACUUAUAACUGUUAUAAGGAAGAAAUAAAUCUAUAUCUCAUUUUUUGUUUAACAUUUCCAUGUUUAAUAACGAAUAUAUAUUUUUUGAAUUAUAAGAAAGUUACAACAGAAGAAACUAAAAGUAUGAUAAUAGAAUUAGUAAAUAAAAAUAAAUUUUUAAAUAUUAAUUAUAGUAUAUCUAAAAUUCCUUAUAUAACAAUAAAUAAAAAAGAGGGGAAAAUUAAUCCACAAGAAAAAGAUAUAAUAACACUUACAUUGAAAUGUAAUAUCAUAAAGAAAAUUAAUGAAUAUAUGUAUAUUUUUUUUUGUAAUAAUAUAUAUUUUUUUGUUAUUUUUAUAAAUGGAGAAGUGCAAUUAUUAUCAAAUAGUAAUGAUGAUAUGCUGACAAAGAAAAAUAUAAAAAAUAAAUAUGAUAAUAGUAAUGAUAGUAAUGAUAGUAAUAAUAAUAGUACAUAUAUAUUAAAUCAUAUCAGUCAUAUAAAAAAAAACAAAAACGUAAAGAGAAAUGCCAAUGAUCAUAAUAUUAACAAUGAUGAUAAAAUAUUCGAACGCAUUCUUAAAAAUGUAGAAUGCAAUAAAGUAAACAGACAUUUAUAUGAACAAGAUGGACAACUAGAUAAAUAUAAAUACAAUGAAAAUUUUAUGAAUUAUUUAAAAAAUAAUAAAAAAAAAUAUAACGAUGUUUUGAAAUAUAUCUACAAAAAGAGACAUAAUUCAAAACAUAAUAUUACAAUUAAUAACAACAUAAAAAAUAAUGAUUCUAUGAUGAUCAAAAAAGGUUGUCAAAGUUUACAAUAUAAAAAAGACAAUAAUAAUAAUAAUAAUAAUAAUAAUAAUUAUAAUGUAGAUAAUCAUAAUAAUAUAAUAAAAGAAUGUAACAUAGAUGAUAAAAGAACAAUCGUUUUAAAAGAUAUUUAUAUAUAUGUAAAUGAAGAAUAUACAAAUAAAAUUACAAAUAUAUAUAUACCUCAACAUUUCUAUGAAGACAAAAGAAAACAAUAUAUAGAUAUAAAAAAAAUGAAUAAACAACAAUAUAUAAUUACAACAAUGAAAAAAGAAAAAAAUUUUAAUGAAUCAUUAAAUUUAAAAAAAAAUAAAAUAAAUAAUAUUAACACUAAUAUUAAUAAAGAGAAUGAUAAUAUUUUUCAACAUGUCCAUAUUAUAAAACAAUAUUUAAUAUAUCCAAAAAUUAUUCAUUUUAAUUAUAUAUUAUUAAAUAAAGAAUUUGAAACGUAUAUUCAUAUACAUAAUACAAAUUCUAUAUAUCCAAUAAAUAUAUUUUUGUCACAUAGUAAUAAUAUACAAAUUAAUUAUCCUGAUGAAACAAACAAUAUAAAUCAUAGUCAAAUUAAUGAGAGCAACAUAUGUGAUUCUUAUAAAAAUACUAAAGUUACAAUAAAAGAAAAUACACAAAAAAAAAUGUGUCUAAAAUUUAAUUUAAAAAAUUAUAAUAUUUUUAAUAAUAAUAAUAAUCAAAUUAAUCAAAAUAAUGAAAAUUUUUUUUUUCCUCAAUUACAAAGUAAUAAUAAUGUAGAAGAAGAACAAAUAUGUAACCAUAUUAUUUCAAAAAGAAAUAGUAAAAAUAAUAGUGAACAUAAUUAUUUAAAUGAUACUUAUAAAGAUAAACCAUAUAAUAUAUAUCAUCAUAAAACCACACCAUUCUAUGAAAUAUAUAUUUAUUAUGAAUAUAUCUAUUUAAAAAAUGAAGAGCUUUGUUAUAUAGAUAAAAUAAUAUUCCAGGCCAAUUUAAUAUUAUUAAAUCUUUUUAUAAAUACUAACAUAUUAUAUUUUUCUCUUACAAAUAGGGAUAUAGACAUGUUUUAUAAUAACUAUUUCUUUGUAUAUAAUCCGUUUAAUAUAACAAUACAGAUGAAAUUAAAAUAUAAUGAGCAAGUCUUAAAAAUGAACAACCUUAUAAGUAUAUAUCCUGGUGAAUAUAAAAUUGUCCCAGUACAAUUUAUUCCCAACGAAGAUACAAAAAGUGUAGAAGAAUUUAUUCAAGUAAUAUUGGACGACUUCAGAUUAUACAAAAGCAUAAAAUGUUUGUGCUCUCCAUCCCAGUGUAGCUAUAAAAUUAACGUGACUGAAAUAAAUUUUGAUCAUGUCCUUUUAAAUAAAAAUUAUUCAAAAAGUUUUUACAUAACAAACACAAGUAAUUUUCCACUUGUUUUUAUGUGCGUUUAUAAACCCACAUAUGUACAUGUCCUUUCGAAGCGUAAUUAUGCUAAUAAAAAUGAAAAAAUAAAAAUUACCAUAUUGAUAAAUAUCAAAGAAGAUAUAAAAAUAAAAGACAAACUUAUAUUCUAUGUGAGACAAAGAGGAAACCUCAUUCUACCUAUAAGUGUCAAGGUGGCUCAAUCCAACAUUGUAAUAAUAAACUGUCCAGAUAUUAUACAAGAGAGCAUGGAACGUAAAAGCUAUCAGCUCAAUAUUUUAAACAAAGGCAUGUGUGAAGAAAGUAUUAUUAUUAAUUUCAAUGAAAUAACCUUUUUCAAUAUAUAUAUGCAAGAUGAAAAUAUAAGAAAUAAAAUGAGUUGUAUGAACUAUAAAAACAAAGAAUAUAAACAGAGUGAAGAGAAAAAAGAAAAUAUAUUUUUUAAUAUAUAUAAUUUAGAAUAUGAUAAUAUUAUAAUAGACGAAUAUAUAAAAUAUUAUUACAAUGAAUUUAUUUUAUUAUAUAAUAAUUUAUGUAAUAAUAAUAAUAAAAUAAAAGGUAUACUUCAUAUUUCAAAAGAACAAAAAUGUUUAAAUAAUUGUUAUAGAAUUAUAAUUCCAUCUAAUACAUUUAUAACUUUAAUUAUGGAAUGUUAUAUAAAUAAAAUAUAUCAAAGAGAGUUAUUUUUAUAUGAACAUGUAAUAUUAAAUAAUAAAUUUAUGAAUGAUGGAAAUUAUAAAGAUAAAUUAAAAAUUAAUAUAAAAAAUGAAUAUUUAAAAUUUAAUCCUUCUUAUCUUUAUUUUGAAGACAUUUUAUUAUUUAAUUCGGAGAAAUAUUUAAUCACCUAUUUUGAAAAAACUAUAACAAAAAAAUUGAAAAUCAAAAAUGUGUCUCCAGAAAAUUUAACAUGUACUGCACGAAUAUGUGAUUAUAAUCAAGAGGAGACAAAAACAUUACAACAUGGAAAGAUAUCUAGUAAUAAUAAUAUAUCAAGUGAUGAUAAUAAUGUCUAUAAAGAUAACAAUAUGUAUGAAACUAAUGGUACGAAUAAAAAUACAAUAAAAGAUAUAAAAGGAGAAGAAGAAAAAAAUAAACAUAAAAAUAAAAAUAUAAAUAUAAAACAUUUAAUAGACAUAAGUAAUGUACCAGAUAUUUUAAAAUCUAACGAAGAGUGUUAUAUAAAUAUAAAAGUUGAUAAUAUAGAAAAAGAAGGAAGAUAUGUUGAAAUGUUAGAAAUAUGUACUGAAAAUAAAAAUAAAAAACAAAAUGAAGAAAAAAUAAAAUAUUCUAUAUAUAUACUAAUAAAUUGUAAAGAUGUUAAAUUAUAUUUCGAUGUUUCUUAUAUUAAUAUUAUAUAUAAUAAAUUAAAUCAAUAUAAUUAUUUCUCUUUCCAUAUAUAUAAUCAUGGUUAUAAUUAUGUAAGAGUCAAUUAUAUUUUCAAUAAUAUAUUUAAAGAACAAUUUUUAUUAGAUAUACAAUUUUUACCAAACAACCAGCUAAAUAAGAAAAAUAAAAAAAUAAAAGUUAUUUUAAAAUAUAUGUCAAAAAUUAAUAUCAAACUUAAAACAUUUAUUACUAUAACUGUAAUGGACCAUGAAAAAUAUGACAUUCCAUUGUUCAUAAAUAUUAACGAAGAAAUUGACUAUCUCAUGGGAAAGGUAAAUUAUAAAAAUGUAAUAGAAAAUAAAGACAUAACAAAGAAUAGACAUGACAAGAAAUAUAUAUACAAAACGGAUGAGCACAUAUACGAAAAAAAUCAAAAUAAUGAGGAUCAAACUAAUGAGAAUCAAAAUGAUCAUGAUAUAUCACACAUUUAUUCUUAUGAUAAACAAAUAAAAAGUGAAGCGUCUACAAAUAAAGCCCAUUUAUUAUCAUCACACAUGUCAGGUGAACACAAAGAUAAUGUUCAUAUUAUAAAUGACAAUAAAAAUAUAAGUUAUUUUACUAAAGAGCAAGAAUUUGCCCUAUAUAAUAAUAUGUCUAUACCAUAUACUCUUAAAUAUAAACAAAAUAAAAAUGUUAAUGUAAAUGAAAAUGAAAACAUAAUCUCCUCCUUUUACAAACAAAAUAUGGAAGAAUCAAGUGAUAUAUAUAGUAAUAUAUUUAAAAAUCUACAUAUUGAAAAUAUAAGAAAUCCUUAUUAUAAUACAAAUGAAGAACCAAUAAUUAAUUUAAAAGAAAUUGUACAUGAUUAUAUUUUUAUAUUUAUUCAACAUGUUAUCAUAAAUAAAAAUUAUUUCCCACAAAUAAUUGAAAACACUAAUGAUCUAUAUGUAUUUUUUUUAAACAUUUUAUAUGAUCUAUCUAUUAUAUUUAAUAGUAGCAAGAAUAUACAAAAUAUAAUAAAUGAACUAAAAGGAUAUGAACACAUGCAAAAUAAUACUGUUGAAAAAAAUGACUUUUUAAAUGAGAGCUUUUUAAAAAACAUGAAGUCUCUAACAGAAUGGUUGAUCCAAGAGAACCUACUAAUAUAUCAUAUAAUGUAUGAAAAUUUAUUACCUCUUAAUUUGUACCUACAUUAUAUUUUUAAAAACAUACCAGAAUACUUUUAUAUAAAAAAGGAAAGUGAUCAAAGAGAAAAAUCCAAAGAAAGAAAGAAUGUAGAUAACUCAAUACUAUAUGAUAGUAAAAAAGAUAUAGAUGAGGAAGAAUAUAAUGAAGAAAAAAAAAAUUUCAUAAAUAUAUCUGAUAUACAAUCAUUUUUAAACAAUGAUAAUUACAAAGGAGAUAAUAACAUUUUUUAUUUAGAUAAUAUAUUUAAAACAUAUAUUAAAUUAUUUAUAUAUUCUUGGAUUACUAUAUUCUUAGAUAUUAUUUUUAAGAGAAUCUUUUCUUUUAUAACUAUUACAUCGUUAUAUAAUUCCAGAGGUAUUAAACUAUGUACUCUUGAAAAUAAUAUAUAUGAAAAUAUUCAUAUCAGUAAAAUAAAUUAUCUUAUAGUAUUAAAUAUACAAGACAAUCAAAUUAACAAGUAUGCGUGUUUUUCUACAAAUGAAAAAAAAAAAAAUUAUAUAGAUAAAAAAAAAAAUACAUAUAUAGAUAAAAAAAAAAAUACAUAUAUAGAUAAAAAAAAAUAUAUACAUAUAGAUAAACAAAAAAAUGAAAAUUCAAAUAUAAAGGUACAAGAUUUAUCAUAUAAUCAUAAUAAAUAUAAUGAAGUUUCAAAUAUACAAGAAAAAGCAUACUUUCAUUUUUAUCAAAAUAAUUUUAUAGACAUAAAGGAAGUGCUACAUAAAAUUGGACAGUCAGAAGAUACAAAUCUCUCAAAAAAAAACGAAGAAAUAAAAGAAACAAAUAAGGACUCUUAUCAUACAAAUAAUCUUUAUAAUAAUAGAAACAAUUUCAAAAAUAAUGUGAAGGAAAAUAAUCAAAUGAACAAAAUUAUAAAAAAGGAGACACCAAAAAUAUUAGAUCAAAAAAAGAAAAAAAAUACGAAUAAAGAAGAAGAAAAAAAGAAAAAAAAUACGAAUAAAGAGGAAGACCAAAAGAAAAAAAAUACGAAUAAAGAGGAAGACAAAAAGAAAAAAAUGCAAAACACUGCAAUUACAGAGAAAUACGAACAUAAUAAUAAUCUCAACAUUAAAUUACAUACAAAUAUAAAUUAUUAUAAAAAAAUAGAAGUUAUUUUAUAUGAAUGGUUAUAUUUUCAUUAUAAUAAUGUAUAUAACACCAAAGUAAAAAAACAAAAAUUUAUAUUUUUACAACAAAAAAAAGACAUAUCAAAAGAUAAUAAGUCAUGUGUUCAAUAUGAUCAAAAUAAAAGCGAUUCAGAAAUGAAAGAUAGAAAUAGCACAAAAAAAGAUUUAAUGUAUGAUAAGGUUAUAACAAAUAAAAGGAACUACAUGACUGAUAUGGAUAUUCAACAUGAUAACAAUAAUAAUGAUAAUAAUAAUAUUAGAUGUGAUAUACCAUUCUAUGUUGAGAAAAAAAAAACGAAGAAAAAGAAGAAAAAGAAAAAAAAAAAAAUUUUAAAAAAAAAGAAAGAAAUCAUCACAAAUCUACAUGAAUUAAAUGAUCUUGUUAUUAUCAUAUAUACCAUAAUUUCUCAUAUUCCUUAUUUUUUAUUUUUUAAAAAUAAAAUUAAAGAUCCAUGUAAAUGUAAAAAAGAUUAUUUAUAUAACAUAGACAUACUAUUAUUAAUUUUGAAUACCAUUAAAUUAAAUAAUUUAAUAAGUAGAAAUGUAUUAAUACAAUUUAAUUAUGUUCAUAUAUUUAUAUUCUUAUCAUCCUUAUAUAUCAUAUUACCAAAUUAUAUUCCAAAUUAUUAUUUAGUUCUAGAUGAUUUUUCAUCAUAUAAAAAUGAUAUAAAUAUAAUAAAAGGAAAUUUACAAAAAAACACAAGAACAAAAAAAUUAAAGCAACAUCAUAUGGAUAAUAAGAUAAAGAAUAACAAUAAUAAAAAUAUAAAUGAUAACCAUGCUCAUAAUAAUUAUUAUCAAGAAAAACAACCAAAAACAAAUAUUACAUGUGAUGAAAAAAUCAAUGAACGAAUUAUUUAUAUAUAUAAUUCUAAUAAAUACAUGUGUUCAUAUGAUAUUUUUCUGAUAGGAUCUAAAAAAUAUACAAUUGAUAAAAAUCAUAUAACUAUAAACUCAUUGAAACAUGAAGAAAUAACUAUAACCAUUGAUCCACAUUAUGAUGAUCAUAUUAUUAAAUAUAACUGCAAUAAUAAUAUUUUUUUGAAAGAUAUUAAUAAAAUGAAAUAUAAAAAAAAGGAUAAACGUUUUGAACACACUAAUAGUGAAAACGAAGUUUCUGAUAGUAGUGCAAACGAUUCAUCAUUGUCAUCAUCACUGUCAUCAUCACUGUCAUCAUCACUAUCAUCAUCACUAUCGCCAUCACUAUCAUCAUCACUAUCAUCAUCACUAUCAUCAUCACUAUCACCAUCACCAUCAUCUUCCAAGUCUUACAAUCAUUCUCGGUGUGAUGAAUCAAGUAUCCCUAAAAAUAUAGAAAAAAAUAAAUCAAAUUCAAAACAUAUAAAACAUAUACCUAUCGAUAAAAGUAACAACUAUUCAAUUCUUGUUUUGAGGGAAUCAAAUAAUAAUUUAAUGGACUUAAAAACGACAGAUGAAAAAUUCAUUUGCAUAAAAAUUAUAGAGGGGAAUAAUAAGGACUCGAAAAAAUCACAUUUAGAGAUGAAUAAAAAUAAUAUAAAAAAUAAAGAUAAUGAAUAUAAUUCUCCAAAUGAUAAAACAAAAGAGAGACAAAUAAAAGGUGAUGUAUAUAAGAAUAUGUAUUCAUCAAAUUGUGCUGAAUUCAAUAUGAUUUUAAAUGAUAGUGAAGUGAAAUAUAUUAAUUUUAAAGGUAUGGUGUAUGAAAAAAAAAAAAUCCAAAUAAAUAUGAUAAAUAAUUUAGAUAGAAAAGUGGAGAUUACAACAAAUGUUUAUCAUAUAUAUUUAAAUGAUAGAAAAAAGGAAAUAAAGAAAAAAGAAAAUUUUGAUAAGGAUAUAUAUAAUUUAAAACAUAGUAAAGGGACCCCAAAUAAUAUAAAAAAUAAUAUAAAAAAUAAUAUAAAAAAUAAUAUAAAUAAUAAUAUAAAUAAUAAUAAUAGUAAUACUUUGAAUGUUAACUAUGAUAUGUAUUAUGAAUGUGAUGCCUGUAAAAAUAUAAAUAAUCAUCUAAAAACAUAUAUAAAUAAAGAUGAUAUAAAUUUCCAGUGUGUUUAUUUAGAUAAAGAAAAGAAUAUAUAUGUUAAUAAAGAUAAUUGUAGUACUAAAAUAAAUUUUCAUUUUUCUCCUUUUUUUCAAGGUACUUAUUAUUGUUUUCUUUUAUUUUAUGUUUUAUGUACUAAAACAAAAUUACUUUUAUCAACUUGUAAAAUCAAUUGUGUCUUUUAUAUAAAUUUUAUAAAACCGGAAGAGGUUAUUAAGAUAAAUUAUAAAUCUAAUAAUUUUACAUAUGAUCUUAUUUUAAGACCAUUGAAUAAACAAUUUUUAAAGAGUAUUUAUUACAUUUUAUAUAAAUUAAAUAAUAGCAAUAAUAAUGUAUUUUUUUCAAUUUAUAUAAAGAGAUAUUUAGACAAUAUAUAUAUGAAUAAAGAGGAUUUUUUUAUUUUAUGUGACUGUGCUAAUAAAGUAAAAAUUAAAGAUAAGAAAAUAUCUUUUACAAAUUUUAAAUAUUUAAAUGAUGAUAUAAUAAAUAACAAUAUAGAUAUUGAUAUAUUAUGUGAUAUGAUAAAAAGGGAUGUCACUUAUUCAUGUAAAUUAGAAAUAAAUGAAGAAAUGAAUGGUGUCUUUGAAUAUAACCUUUAUCUUUUAAAAGGGAAACAAUAUAAUGUACAAAAGAAUUUAUUCAUGAUAAAAGAUAGAGGAGAAAAUUAUAUGAACGACGAAAUGUUAUCAUAUAUGGAGUGUGAAAAAAAUAUAAAUAAUAUGUUAUCCUCUCCAAAAAAUAAUAGCAUCAAAAUGAUAAGUAAUAAUUGUUAUAAUUAUUUUCUUUGUGAUGAUGAACUUGUUUUACCUUUUUGUAAGCCAAUGGUAGUAGAUAAUUAUUAUCAUUAUUGUGAUAUAAAGCUAUACAAAAUAAUAUGCAAUAUUAAUGAUGAAAAUAACAUAAGAACUAUUAAUAUAAAUUUAAAAGCUGGUAUGAUAUACAAAAAAAAUAUUCCUUUAUUUAAUUAUAGUAAUAAUAAUAUUACAUAUAAAUGUUGUUUUUCAGAUAUUAUGAAUGAUAAAAAUAUGAUUAUUAAUUAUAAUAUAUUUACUUGUAACGAAUAUAUUGAAUUAAAAAAAGAUAUGGAAAUAUAUAAUUUUGAAGUUACAUGUUUUUGUCCUAUCGGUGGAAUAAAAUUCAGUUUAUUUUUUAUUUUGACAAAUAUACUUAAUGAACAAGAUAAAAUAAAAAUAAGAAUUGAAGGAUAUAUAUCAAAACCUGUUCCUAGAGAAAAUAUACAAAUAAAUGUUUUAAAUAAAAUAAAAAAAAAUAUACAAAUCGAAAUUUUUAAUGAAUUAGAUAUUCCAUGUGAAUUCAAAAUAUAUUCAGACCUGUUCAUAUUAUAUGGAGAAAAAAAAAAAAUUGAAAUGAUGCCUAAACAAAAAAAGGUUUAUACAUUUUUUAUAAAAAGUUCACAUAUUGGUGAAUUUAUUGGUUGUCUUAUAUUCAAGUUUUAUAAAUAUAUAGAUAUAAAUAAUGAAAAUAAAGAUUCCUUUUUUUCUGAUUAUUUUUUUUGGUAUAGAUUAAAUAUUGUAGUAGAAUUAAAUGAGCCUAUGAAAAUUUUAUAUCUAGAAACUUUUAUAGGACAAGAAAUCACAAAAGAUAUUAUUAUAAAAAAUAAUGCAAAUAAUAAAGAAGAAUAUUUCUUGUUAUUAUAUAUCAAUGAAUAUAUUGAAAAAAAACAAAUACAAAUAGAAAAAAAUGAUAUAUAUAUUUAUAAAAUUAUAUAUUUACCUUAUAUACCUAAUUAUUUUUAUAAUAUUCAAACCUCAAGUAGUUCACAUUCUAAAUCAUUAACAGGAAACGAAAAUAAUAAUUACUUUAAUGACAUUCAUCAAAAAAAAAAAAAAUUACAUUUGGAUGAGGAAAAAAAGGUAUUUGAUGGUUUUAUACAACAUGAAGAUGAAAAAAAUGAAAAAAAUGAAAAAAAUGAAAAAUUAAAAAAUUAUAAAAAGUAUGAAAAAUUAAAAAAUGAUUCAUCAAAAAAACAUAUAGAAGAUACAAUCAAUAUUGAAAGUAAUAAUAAUAUACAACAACAUAAUAAUAAUAUUAUAAACAGUCUAUACAAUUUUUAUUAUUCAAAUGGAGAAUAUAAUAAUACUCCACAAUGUUUAUAUGAAUCAAAAAAUAAAGACCCAUUUACACAAAAAUGUGAAGAAAAAAAUAGAAAUUCAACUGACGUUCAUUUUGAACAUAAACAAAAAAAGAAUUUUCAAUCAAAAGAAAAACAAAUAUUUGAAGAAUUAAUUAAUUAUUGUAAAAAUAAAUAUAUUAAUAUAAACAAUAUCAAUUAUGAUAAUCAUAAUAUCGGUUUCUUUUUUAUAUAUAAUAAAAAACAAGGAAUAAAUUAUUAUAUUUUAAUAUUAUUAUCCAAAUUUAAAAAUAAAUUGAUAAUAAAUAAUUUUUAUACAAAUUUGUCAAAGGAAUGUUAUAUAAAUAUUCAUUUCAAUUUUCAACAUGAACAAGAAAGGCAAGUAAAACAAUUACAAAAAAAAGAUAAACAAAAAAAACAACAUACUUUUUCAUAUGAAAUAAUAGAACAAAUUGAUAAAAUUGAUAAAAUUGAUAAAAUUGAUAAAAUUGAUAAAAUUGAUAAAAUUGAUAAAAUUGGUAAAAUUGAUAAAAUUGGUAAAAUUGAUAAAAUUGAUAAAAUUGAUAAAAUUGAUAAAAUUGAUAAAAUUGAUAAAAUAAAAAAUGGGGAAAAUAAAAAUAACAUAUAUAGUUUAUCAAGUGAUAUAUGUUCAAAUAAUGAUGUACCCUUUUCUUGUUCUACACAUGAUGUUUAUAAGAAUCAUUUAAAAAAUUCAUUAUUAGAUUCAGAUGAAGAAAAUUAUUCUUUAAAUUAUGAUAAUAAAGAACAAGAAAUAAAUCAUUCUUCAAAUAUUAAAUGUAUCUAUUUGAGUAAUAAAAUUAAUUAUACUAUUUUAAAAAAUGAAGAUAAAUUAAAUAAUAAAAUUGUUAUUAAAUACAAACCAACUAUAGGAACAUCUCAAGAUUGUUAUAUAAUCAUAAGAAAUAAUUUAUAUGGAGAUUUUAUUUAUUUUAUGAGAGGAAUGUAUGUUGUGAAAAAAAAAAUAAAAGAACAAAUGGUUUUUUAUAACUCCUCUUUUUUGUAUCAUUUCGUUAUAAAUCUUUUUAAUCCUUUUAAUUGUAAUGUAUGUGUUAAAUGUGGAUUAAAAGAAAAUAACAUAAAAAAUAAAAAUAACAUAAAAAAUAAAAAUAACAUAAAAAGUAAAAAUAACAUAAAAAAUAAAAAUAACAUAAAAAGUAAAAAUAACAUAAAAAAUAUAAAAUAUAUAAAAAAUUACGACAUACAUAAUAACCAUAUCAACACAAUAAAUAAAAAAAAAAAAACCAAGCACUCAUAUUUGAAGGCAAAAAAAUUAUUAUUAAAUGAUCAAAAAAAUUAUUUUCUUAUCAUCAAUAAUGAUAAUUUUGUAAUUAAAGACAGGAAGGAUUUCCCUCUACUUUUUAUAUCAUUCUGUAAAUAUGAACCAUCAUAUCAUAAAACAUUAAUCAUAAAAUUACAACCAAUAUAUAAUAAAAAUAUACAUAACAUACAAAUAUCUUCUAUUAUAUAUGAAUAUAAUUUAAUUUUCAAUAAAACAAAUCCACAAAAAAAUCAAAUAGAAAGUAAUAUAUUAAAUCAUUUUGUCUUAUCCAAUUUAUAUACAAAAAAAUACUUUACACAUGAAUAUCAAGCUAUACAAAUUGAGGAAAAUAAAAAUGAUGUGGAGGAAUUUAAAAUGAAUAUACAUGAUUCAAAUGGAAAUAAAAAUGAUAUUUGCAAGUCAAGUGAUAAUGAAAAUGAUAUUUUCAAGUCAAGUGAUAAUGAAAAUGAUAUUUGCAAGUCAAGUGAUAAUGAAAAUGAUAUGUUAGACACAUCUCCACAUGAAUCUAUUAGUAUGUACGAGUCAGGUGACAGAUAUACCACAGACAGCCAAAAGAGUGAUACUACAAAUGAGUUGUUCAUUGAAGAGUUAAGAAGAGAAUAUAUAGAAAAAAGGAGUAUGAGUCAAAACGGAAGAGAUCAUAGAAACAAUUAUGAUUAUAAUUUUAAUGAUGAUUGUUAUUUAAUAAAUGAUAAUGAUAUAAUUUAUUACGAUAAAAAGAUAUUUGUUGAAAGUAUUUGUCAAAAGAAAACAUGUGUACGAAUAUAUAUAGACAAAAAGAAAAUAAGAGAAAGUCCAAAUUAUGAUAGUUUAAUAGAUGAUUUAGAAAUAUGUAAAAAGAAAAAGUGUGUAUUACACAGAAAUGUUGAAAAGGAUGAAUGGAAUUAUAAAAUAUAUUUAAUAAAAUUAACAAAUAUGUAUGAUAACAAUAAUAAUAACAAUAGUGAUGAUAUAAUAAAUAAGAGAAUAAUCACAAUGAAUAAUAUAUUAUUUGAAAUGAACGAUGAAAUGUUAAAUGAUUAUAUAUAUGUAAAUGUAAUAGAAGAUACAGAAGAAGGAUUAUUAAUAGAUAUAGAGUUGUUGGCAUAUUUACCUUUUCAUUGUAAUUUUUUUCUAAUGAUUAAAAAAAAAAUGAAAGAAAAGAUAAAUGGAAAUAAUAAGAAAGAUAUAAAUAUAUCAUCAGAAAAUUAUACUAAGAAGGAUAUUAAUAUAUUACCUCAGUUUAAAGAUAAUAAUAAUAAUAAUAAAUAUAUAAUAAAUGGUAUUGAAAAAAAUUGUAUAUUUAUUGAAAUAUUUAAUAACCUUAGAAUCUGUAGUAAAUAUAUAAAUAUAUUUGUUGAUAAAAAUUUAUGUUCAGAAAUCAAGUUAAAUAUAUAUUAUAAAAAUAAUAGUGAUUCUUAUUUUAAUGCAUAUAUGAUUAAUUACAAUGAAUAUAAUACAAAUGAUGACGUCAAGAAUGAGAUUUUAAAUUAUGAUAUCAAACCAUCUUCAGGUGUUUUAAAACAUAAUAGCUAUAAUAAAUUUAUAAUUAUAAGGACUAACAAAAAUGGAGUAAUAAAUAACAAUAACGUUUUUCUUCUCUUGAUCAAAACGGAAAGAAAAAUUUUCUCUUACAUUAUAUUUUCUCAUUACAAGCAUACAAGAACUAUAUUUACAAAGGAUGAGUAUAAUAAGAUAUAUGAUAUAAUGAAUGAAAACAAAAAAAAAUUCAGCGAAGUUUUUAAUACAUUCAAGGAAGAAAAAAAAGAAAGUGUUGUUUUUAAUGAAAGGAAUCAAAUUAUUAUUGAAGAUAUACAAAAAUCAACAAAUGAAAUUCAAAAUAUUUAA